AUGGGGCGUCUCACCGAGUACCAGGUCAUUGGGCGUCACCUGCCCACCGAGGCUAACCCCACGCCCAAGCUGUACCGCAUGCGCAUCUUCGCGCCCAACACUGUUGUCGCUAAGUCCCGGUUCUGGUACUUCCUGACCCAGCUCCGCAAGGUCAAGAAGGCCAACGGUGAGAUCGUCAGCAUCAAUGUGAUCAGCGAGAAGCGCCCUACCAAGGUCAAGAACUUCGGUAUCUGGCUCCGCUACGACUCCCGCUCCGGCACCCACAACAUGUACAAGGAGUUCCGUGAGAUGAGCCGCACCGAGGCUGUUGAGGCUCUCUACCAGGACAUGGCUGCCCGUCACCGUGCCCGCUUCGGCUCCAUCCACAUCCUCAAGGUUGUUGAGAUCGAGAACGCCGACAGCAUCCGCCGCCCCUACAUCAAGCAGCUCCUCUCCAAGAACCUCAAGUUCCCCCUGCCCCACCGUGCUGCCAACAGCAAGAAGGUGUUCGCUUACUCUCGUCCCUCUACUUUCGCGUAA
Messenger RNA from Aspergillus tubingensis, 519 nucleotides. RefSeq names its product 60S ribosomal protein eL20. The coding region runs from base 1 to 519 and encodes 172 amino acids. The transcript has 4 exons. Gene Ontology annotation, biological process: translation. Gene Ontology annotation, molecular function: structural constituent of ribosome. The record is from RefSeq and is a predicted model, not a curated record. Lineage: Eukaryota; Fungi; Ascomycota; Eurotiomycetes; Eurotiales; Aspergillaceae. Gene Ontology annotation, cellular component: ribosome; cytosolic large ribosomal subunit.